UAGUAGCGCCGUUUUACAUCUGCGGACUGCGUUUAUACUUUCCUGUGUGAGUAACGGUUAGGCGAAAAAACAUUAACGAACUCUCGCGAUACGCUUCAUUCCCCCUUAAAAAGCGGAAAUCGUGUUAGGUGAUUCUGUAAAUGUGCAAUUUUACUCUUUAUUAACAUCGGAUAGAAAAUAAACGGAAUCUGAAAAGUGCAUACGCAACGACAAAGUGACAGCGAAAUCCGCUCGAGUGGCGUGUCUGUAGAAGCGACUCUGUUUGGGCUUGCAUGACGUAAUUGUAUUGAUCGCAGAAGAAGAGCCGAAAGUCGCGCAUUCGCCAUCUUGGACGAAUUGUGGAAAAGAAGUAUCUGUGUCUCUCAGGCGCGGUACGAUUGUUGAGACUUGAGACUGUAAUCCGUGGAGAUCCGUGUAUUAAGUAGUUUUAAACGGGACUUAACCCCUUUGUGAACUGGUAACCCAUUUGGACGGACCAAGACAAACGGUUCGUUCUUUGGGUCUGAUUGGUACUAAAUGGUUGCCUGCAGACAGCAUGUCUACUCUGUCAGGGAUUUUGUCGAAGGGGGAGAAAGGAAAAUCGAAGUUUCAAUCAUUAGAUAUCAAUAAUUUGUAUCGGGUAAGCAGGGGAGAAUCUUUGGAACAACAUCAACAAAAAAAUACAUUACCCCGCAAACAUGGCAUGCAAACCCUUGGAAGGGUGCCCUCGGCACGGAGACCUCCUGCUAAUUUGCCCAGUUUGAAAAGUGAAACUAGUAGCAGCGACCCAGCUGUUAGUCUUGUACCUAGUGGAGGAAGUGGUUGGGCAACUACCAAGGAUUCAGGAACUACAAACACUAAUACUACUAUAUCUACAACAGCAACAGAUUCAAACACAACAAAUUCAUCACCAACACAAUGUGUAACGGGACAGACUGCACCAGCAUCUCUUCAUCCACUCUUACCAGGCCCACCAAGUGGUACUCCACAUUCUUCCGAUGUAAACAACAAAUCAUCAUGGAGCGCGAUUAUGAGCAAAUCAGGAGAUGCAGUGGUUGGAUACGCGGGGCUCGUGGGGGGCGGAAGAGGGGGAAGAAGUGCCCCUGGGCUGAGUUUCCUUGCCCACCAGUCCCCGCAGUUCCAACACGAGUUUCCCAGUCUCAGCGGACAGCCCUCUGUCUCCGCCUCCAAUCAGAGCCAGACUCAAGAGUCCUCGGCAACAUCCAAUGCGAUCUCAGUCGCUGUCCAACACCACUCAUUGCUACAGCAACAGCCAUAUUCCCACAACCACUCAGGAGGUCCACCAACCAAUCAACAGCAACAAACGAAUCGAGAAUUAAAUGCACAGUAUGGUCCUGGACCAAGUCUACGUCCUCAAACAGAAGGAAGCUGGAUUCAAGGAGGAAGUCGCACGACCAGCGGAACAACACCACCAGCAGGUGCUCCCGGAAAUGGGAAUACUCCGGCGGUCCAGGGCCCCCCAAUAAUCAGUGGUUCUGCAGGACAUACGGAAGCACUCCCUGGCGGCCGACAGAACUUGGGCCAGUCGCCCAACAUGGCUAUGGCCCAGGCAGGCCAGAGUACUUCCCCGAACAGUCAAGGUCCACUUCCUUCUGGCUCGCAUCAGGUUUAUAGAGGAAAUUUCCCAAGUGGAUUUCCAUCUCAAUUUGCACCAAAUGUAGGACCAGCAACAGUAGCAGCAGCAGCAGCGGCGGUAGCAGCAGCGGCAGCUGCUUCAGCACCACGGCCACGAUUCAAUUAUCCUCCAGAUCGCUUUCCUAUUCCUCAACGAACACAAGAACGCGAUCGAGCUUCAGAGGAAGAAAUCAUAACGCGUCCUAUUAUAAAAGAAGAAGAUUUAACAAGAAUGGACGAUAUCUCGCGUGACGCAGGUUGGGCAGCGCACGAUGAUAUUGAUUAUAACCAGAAAUUGGCUUUUAGCGAUGACGAAACUGAACCAGAAUUACCGAAAAAGGAAGAAAAGAAAGAUGUUGUCAAGACAGAAGAAAAAUUAGAUGAAAAUCUUUCGGAAAAUAAAGAUAAGUUAAGGGAUAAUCGUGAUAAUCGAGAAAUUGUAAAAGAUAAUAGAGAUCAACUAACGCAUCGUCCAUGGAAUCAAACCAAUCUAUCUCGAGAUUUACGUGGUUCUAAUGGUCCAAAUUGUUUCUCUACUCAACCAUCGCUGCAAUCGGUGCAUUCCUUGAGAGUAGAUGCAGAAGAUGACGAAGCGUGGUGCGAAAGACGCAGAGUAAAAGUUGAAGUUGCAUUUGUCGUUAAACGUGCUCGACAACGCAAGGAAGAAGAAGAAAAAAGAUUUCAAGAAUCUACUAAACAAGCGGCAGCUAAAAAAUUACAAGAUUUGGAAAAGAAACUACAAGAAAAACAAUCACGUCAAAAAGAAGAUGAACGUGGACCACUACCUGAACCGAAAGGUCUCAUUAGUGUUCCACCUGUACCUAUUCCUGUACCCGAAUGGGAGCGCGAGAAAGAAAUCAGAGAACGUGAAAAUCGAGAACGGGAACGAGAACGAUCUCGCACUUCUUCUGAAGGAAAAGAUGAUAAAUCUAUUCGCGAAUCUCGUGACUCUAGGGACAAUUUAAGAGAAUCAAGAGACACUCGCGAUCAAUUGAUGAAUGAUCGCCAGAUUGAACGACAAAAUGAUCGUCAGAUCGAACGGCCAAAUGAUCGUCCGAUCGAACGGCAAAAUGAUCGCCAGAUCGAACGGCCAAAUGAUCGUCAGAUCGAACGGCCAAAUGAUCGCCAAGUUGAACGGCCAAAUGAUCGCCAGAUUGAACGGCCAAAUGAUCGACCGAUUGAACGGUCAAAUGAUAGACAGAUCGAACGGCCAAAUGAUCGACCGAUUGAACGGUCAAAUGAUAGACAGAUCGAACGGCCAAAUGAUCGACCGAUUGAACGGUCAAAUGAUCGACAGAUCGAGCGGCCAAGUGAUCGUCAAAUAGAUCGUCAAAUAGAUCGUCAAAUUGAUCGUCAGAUUGAUCGUCAAAUUGAUCGUCAAAUUGAUCGUCAAAUAGAUCGUCAGAAUGAUCGACAAAUUGAUCGCCAAAAUGAGCGACAAAAUGAUCGGCAAAACGAUAGACAGAAUGAACGGCAAAAUGAUCGACCAAAUGAUCGACAGAAUUUCUUGAGACAAACAGAUAUAUCAACACGUAGCGAACGUGAAAGAGAACGUGAUCGUGAUCAACGCGAUAUUAGAGAUCGUGAAUAUCCUGGAUUUUUGCGACACUUCCAAACUAACAUACCGCCCAGAUUUCAAAAACAACAAGCAGAAAGAAGCGGUUCUGGAUUUAAUCGCAUUUCACCAAGUGCAGAAAGAUCAUCUUCUCAAUCUGUUUCGUUUGCUCAACAAUAUGACACCGGAAGAUGGGGCCAUAACCAUAAUAAUCUAAUAGAUAACAAUGCAAAGCAAUCACAUGCAGUACCACCACCCCGGCGAAGUAGAAUUGAUUCGGAUGUAUCUUUACCAUUGGAAGAGGAUCGUUCUUCAUCGCGCGAUCAUCGUGGACAACUGUCCAGAGAGGAUCGUUACCGUCAUCCUCCUACACAUCGAAAAUCAGGUGGCUAUUAUGAUGAAUAUUCUCGCACCUAUAAAGAUUAUGAUUGGGAAGAUAGACAUUCUCGCGAACCUUGGGAACGUGAGAGACAUUUCGAUGAUAAAGAACGGGAAGCAAACUUGGAUUCAAGAGAUGGUAGAGAAAGCAGAGAGAAUCGACCGAUUAGACAAAAUCGAGACAGCCUCGAAUCUCGUGAUCGGGACAAUAAAGAAAAAAAAGACUACGACAAUUAUUUGAAGGAUACUUGCGAUGAGCGCGAGCGUUGCGAUGAUAGAGAACGUUCCGACGGUUCCGAAUGGCGUGACGACCGUACUCAAGAAAGACAAACUGAAAAACGACGUGAAAUGCCACGCGAGGAACGCGUUGAACGUAAUGAACGGCCACAAAGACCAGAUUCGCGUGACAGUCGUACGUCAAGAGAAUCUAAAACAUCAUCGCGCGAUGAUGAGCCUCAUAAGUUGCGCGAUUGUGGUUCAUGGGUAAAUGAAAUCGCUGAUUAUGAAGAAAAGAAGCGAGAACUUUAUCACGAAAGUAAUAGAGAAAGAGAACGAGAAAGAGACAGGAGACAACCGCCCGGUCCUGUAACUAAAGAUAAAUUGGAAGCAGAUGAUUUAAAGAGCGAGAAACGUAACUUGACUCAAUUGAAAAGAAAUAAUAAUGAGCAAGAGAAGAAGGAAAUGGCGAAAGAAACAGUAAUUGAAACAAAAAAAGAAACUGACAUACGUAACAGAAAAUCUGAACGUAUAAAUGAAACAAGCAGUAGACCUUUAGAGAGAGGAGAUAGUUCUCCAAAAGCUUGGGCCGAUGCCGUAUCACCGACGUUUGAAAAGGAAGAGGACAAAAUAUUGGAACCUUUCAAAGACAUAAAUGAAAUAGAAAAUGUUAAACAGAAUUUAGAAAAAUUGACAUUAGAGAAAAGAGAGGAUGUGCAUAUUGAAGAUACAAAUAAAGAACAUAUGAAAGAGGAAAAACGUGAGAAGAAUACACGAAAUAGAACAAGCAGUGGAAGUUCUAGUUCGCGUGCUCGAGACUGUCGUGGCGGACGCCAAUGGGGAGGAUCCAUUUAUACACGUUGGAGUGGUCAAGAAUCUAGAGGAAGAAGAGGUGGCUCCAAGUCAUCGGGUAGACCAGCAUCCGCCAGAAGUGGUUCUUACGGUCAUACCGAUUCUGAAAAUAGUGCAGACGAAGUCUCCGGCUCAACUGAAUCAGGAAAAGAAGAGAGGAGAUCUGCAAAAUCACCCAAAUUAUCUCAGAAAAUUGAUAAGGAAGAGCGUAAUAGAGAAGUAUCUAGGCGAGAAGACAAACGAACUGGAGAAUAUUCUCAAACACGAAAUGAUAAACGUUCAUAUGAUGGGAAACCAAGUCGUGAAGGAUUCGCGCCAUCCGGCGAACCAUCCAGACGAGGUCGUGGUGGAUUUAGGAUAAGAUCUUCUGGUAAUAAUAGUAAUCGUAUGGAAGGAUAUGGACCACCAUCCAGUAAGAGUCCAUUUUCAUCGGAACGUAAUACUGAAGAAAAACAGAAUACUACUAAACAAUGUUCAACGACAAUUGCAUCGGACAAGGAGACAAAUAAUCCUACAAAUGCAACAAUAGAGUCUAGUGAUGAUAAAAUGAUAGCAAAACAACAGGCUCUUACAGCUGGCAUAACUGGUAGACGUACGAAGUCACCAAAUCCUCAAAGUCAACAAUCUAAUAAACAAGAUAGUCAUCAAACAUCUAGCAAUAUUGUAUCACAAAAACCACAUAAGAAAGAGGAAUCUCUUUCCAAGAGAACUCGCAGUGGAAGUAGAAAGAGUAAGGAUGCUCGAGAAUCACGUUUCCGUGGUAGCAGCAAUAAUGUAUCGAAACAAACCUCUUCUGACGUAGGUAACGAAGAAUGGGAAACAACCUCUGAAAAUAGCGAAGAACACAUCGAUGAUCACAAAGAAUCUCGCAAUAGUCGCAACAAACAUUUUAACGGACGUGGGAAUCAAAAUUCAAAUCAAAAUGCUAUGAGCAGUAAUUUACAUUCUCGUAGGAAUGAUCAAGGUGGGAAUAAUCGAGAUCAACGUGAAAAGAAUAGCAAGUCUUCCAGUGCGUCGUCAAGAGCACCAGGAGCGGAGAAACGGAAUGUUCCAAAUUCUUCAUUCUGUAAUCAAAGAAAUCAGUCGUCUAUAAAUCAAUCCCAAAAUGGUAGAUCAAGAAGCCAAGGUUCUUCGCAUAGUGGAUCGAUGUCCAAUAAAUCAUCUAGUAAUAAGGAAAAUACUGUAAAUCGUAUUGAUGAAAUCAAGUUAAAUGAACCAAAUUUGGUUAAUCAAGCCUUUAACGAAAUGAACAAAAAAGGACAAUCGAAAGAAAAGAAAAUAGUUGAUUCUGCUUCAGAUUCGAAUAAUUUCACAGAGGACGGAUCGACUAUUGCGGAAGAUAAACUAGACUCUGAUGGCUUCCAAGAGGUUCGUUCAAAGAAAAAUGUGAAGGAACCUAGACACCCCCAGAAAGAUGAUAUCAAACCAGUAGUGAAGAAAGAAAAGGAACGAGAACGCGAUCGAUCAAAAUCUAAAUCGAACAACGGAUCUCAACAAAUUCCCCAACAAUCUCAAAAUAUGCCAUUAUUAUUGGGUCAAUCUAAUCAGCAGCCAGUGAAUAUGCAACCGAAGCAAUAUGAUAAAAAUGCGAAAGGUUUGAAACUUCCACCAAGAUUGCAAAAACUUCAACGUAUGACGAAACAUCAACAACAGGCAUUUGUUGAUCCAAAUGACUUAAAUAAGAUGAAUAAUUCUGGUAACAAUAAUAUGAAAGAUUCGUCUGGUGGUCCAGCACCUCCACCUUCUGUGAAUGCUUGGGAUAAACCUUUUAUUAGUCUGCGUUCAAAUUCUCCUUCCGCCGUCCCAGCCGAUGUCCAAUUGAUGUCUGGUUUAACUUCGCAAAAUGAUCAAGUUCACGAAAAUAACGAGCAAGCUAAUUCUGGUAAUAGCAGUCAACGAAAUUCUCCAAGUGGUGAGAAGACUGGAAAAAAUACAAAAGAUACUCUCACAGAGAAGAAUGUUUCCGAUGUUUCUUCGCCACCUGUUCAAACUUUAAUUUUUGAGAACACAAAUUACUCGAAAACUACUAAAACAGCACCCGCUGAUUUGGCCAUGAAAUCGAAAUUUUCAAAUCACGUUCAAAAACAACAACGUGUAGACAAGCGUGCAGAAAUGGAAGAAGAAGGCAAUCAGAUGCACCAACAUUCACAACAAUCAUUAUCGGUUGCUUUCUCCAACAAACCAGGUGAUCUUAUGAAGAAUAAGAACCAGGAACCUAUACAAAUGCCUUUGUCAUUUAAUAAAAAUGAAGACAAUGCCGAUAUGAAACUCGAUUUUACAUUCGAUUCCGACCUAUCUCAACUAACAGAAGACAAGAGCAAAACUUUGGGAAUGACUCGUUCUAUGCACAUGAGCUCUGGACAAAAUACAAUAUCACCCUCAACAGCUGAACUUAAUUUGAAGAUAGCUUCUGUUAAAAAGGUUUGGGAAACUGCUCCUAUGCCGACUGUAGUCGAACAUGAAGAUGGUGGUAAUGUCGUCAGUACCGCUAACAGUUUUCCUCAAGCUUUUGAGAACAGCGACGUCGAUGAUAGUUACAGCCCACAUCAGCAGUACAACCAGAACAAUAUGAAAAAUGAAAUCACAACAUCUACGAACGUGUGCAAGCUGGUUCCCCCGCAGGUGAAGCCGCAGCAACAAUCCGCGGGAAGCAAUGGAACCCAACCUGGCUCUACUGUACCCGGUCCGAGUCCCAUUGGAGCUGGACAAAGUCCCAUGGGUCAUCCACCUGCUAGCCUUCAAGGACCUUUAAGCCCUCCGCCAUUUAAUUCAACUGGUCAACCUUCUCAUAUAAACUAUCAGGAAUUUCCUCAAUAUCCUGGAUCUCAAGCUGCACAAUACGGUAGCAUGUCUGCUAUACCUUCACCACCAGCAAUGUUAUUCAAUACAGGUUCUGGCCAAUUACCAGCACAAGCAGGUGGUUUAUAUGGUGCUUUUCAAUUGGAUCAAAGUCGUUCUCCUUUCACGCAAUAUCCGCCCUAUGGACCAUCUCUACAAAGUUCAUUCAACCAGCAAAAUGUAUACUUACCACAGCCACCACCACCGCCACCACAUGCUCCAAGUGCGCCAACUCCUGACAUGUAUCCCAAUAAUUUAUCUCAAUAUCGUAUUACUGCUGCAACUGCACCUCCAUUUGGACAAAAUCAGCAACUGAGUAAUAACCCGAAUACAGUUCUUAUUAGUUCAUCAUCGAAUUCUUUGAUGUCUGCCAGUGUUAAACCAUCCUCUCAACCAAUUGGUGCAAUUGGUACUAAGGCAGCGCCUCAUUUCCAAGCACCAUCUGCACCGCAGCCAAAUCAAUUACCUUACAUACCUUAUGAUCCAAACCAAGUUCUCAGUGUAAGCGGUAGUUACAUGGGUAAUUCUCAAUUGGUGCAAAGGCCGGGUCCUAAUGUACAGGCAUCGGCAAAUAGUUACUAUAGUGCCACUUCAGCUGAUGUAUUCCCGGGCUCGCAAACUGGCUUUUAUCAGCCAGGUGGUGCCACACAACAAACUGGCACUCACUAUGGUCUUCAAGGAUUUGGUCAACACAGUCAAAGUUUGGCAACUGGAAGUGCAACGCCUGUUGGUCUUCAAAACUUUAGUCCUGGAUUUUUAUCUAAUUCUGGAUUACAAAUAGCUGCUGCUGCUGCAGCACAGCAAUUUCGGAACCCAACCGGAGGUUUGCCUGCUCCAGCUAAUGCUACUUCUACAUUCCUAAGUAAACAUCAACCGCAGGAGCAACCUAGACAAUUAAAAAGUCCGUCAGGAAAUCAAGAUGUUUUAGCAUCUGUUUUCAACGCAACUCCCCAAAUACCAUCUCCUAAAUCGAGAAAUUGUAAGCAACAGACAUCAUCACAGCAGCCGCAACCAAGUCCUACACAACAUCAUAAAUAUCAACAAUAUCAGGGCGUUAAUCAAUCUGCUCUGGUAAGCAGCUACAGCAACUAUGUAUUACAACAAAAUGUACGAGGAAUGGGUAUGCCUCCGCGAGCUGGUAUACAACCAUCUCAACAACGCUAUCCACCGCCUAUACAGAGGCCUGUUGUACCUUUUGCGCAAGGCCCUACCUUAAAUAAUUCGACGCAACAACCUAAUUCCAUGCCGUCGCAACAACAAGCACAGAUUAAUAGACACAGACCAAACUUACAUCAGCAACAACAACGAAACAUUAAGAUGCAACAACAGCAAUACUAUUCUUCGCAAGGAAAUGUUAAGAUCGAUUCAAACGAUAAGACUGAUUCGCACAAUGAUAAGAUCAACGAUGGAAAUUCUGGAAAUCAAUCAGGAGGUAACAAAUCCAAUGUGAAUCAGCAAGAUAGUGAUACCAAGGAAGAAGUGAGUCAGCAAAAUGAGUGAAUGUGAAACCUGCAGAUAAACGACCCAUACACAAUUAAGUGUUGAAUCAAGCUUUAUUAAAACGAAUAACAGUAAAAAAAAUAAAAACGCAAUGUAGUAUUUCCCCGAUCGAAGGAGCGAAUUCCAUAUUAUGAAGUUUAUCUUAUGUUUGGCAUAUUGAGACAAACUGCUUACAAGAUUCAUGCAGAUAAUGGAAAGAAAGAUUUUAUUCAACGGCAUAUUAGGGAUAAACGAUUUGGUGGAAUUACUCUUUAAUUCAAACGUGCGGUUUUAAUUUGAUAAAAUACUUUUGCCGCGAAACGUCCUCGUCUCCAUGAUUAAGAAAAAAAAUGCGCUUGCUAAGCAUUCCCAUUUUAUCAAUCUGAGAUUCACGAACUUCAUUUAUAUCUCUAACGAUGAAUGUCGGACACGUAUUAAUAAUAAAACAAAAAAAAUAAUAAAUAAAAAAAAAAACGAAUUAUUUAGCGGAUUUUGCACGGGAUAAUCGAAAAUACAAAAAUAUCUACGAUCGUUUAAUAAAUGCACUCGAAUGAACUUCGGACGUAAAUCGGUGUUCGUUUGUGUACUUAAUUAGUAGUCGACGGUAGAUGACACAUUAUAUAGAGAUCGCAUCUUUUAAAAAGAAAAAACAAACAAAAAAGGUGGGAAAAUAUAAAGUGGGGCUGAGUUUAAUGUAUUUUCUUUGUUGUCGUCUCUAUUGCCGAUUUACAAUGCAGUGCGCAAAGAACAGAUGUAAGACAAAAAAAGUAUU
Polistes dominula (European paper wasp) is the source of this 9704-nucleotide messenger RNA. It is a transcript of the gene nocte, whose product is annotated as no circadian temperature entrainment. Gene Ontology annotation, biological process: cell differentiation. The record is from RefSeq and is a predicted model, not a curated record. Lineage: Eukaryota; Metazoa; Arthropoda; Insecta; Hymenoptera; Vespidae.